AUGUGCCAAGAUGAUCAUUUGUUUUAUGAAGAUAAUUGCCAUGGUUCUUAUAUUGCACGAACUACUCCAUCAGUGCCACGAAAAUGGAUGAAGCAGAAAAAACGAACUGAAGAAAUAAAGAAAGCUGAAGAUGCUAAAAGACAGUUAAUGAUGAAUAAUACUUUUCUACAAGCUGAUCUGAACAGACAGGCUCUUGAAAAAGCAAUGCAUGAUAUUGAUGACAUUGAAGACAAUGAUUUAAGUUAUAAAGAUUCAUCAAAAUCAACUGCUGUCAACCCAGCGAAUUCUAAGUUAUUGAAGAAUGAUCCUGCUAUGUUCCCUCAAGUAAGGAUUCGUGAAGUAGCUAAUACAGUUUUUGGCCAACAGUGGCAGGUUUCAAAAACAAAUUCUGAUGAUCAAGAUAUUGGAGAAUUUGAUGAUGGUGAUGACGUUGAUGAUGAUUAUGAUGAUAAAUUGGAUAAUCCUGGUGAAAAGCGAAAGAGGUCCUCAAAAGAUCGAACAUAUGUUAUGCCAAGCAGACGAUGUCUUGCUAACUGGUUAGAGGCUGCAUCCUUCUUGAACCUACAAAUGGUUGCUCAAUCAUUGAUUGAAAAAGAUGACAAUGUAGUUACAAUAGGCUUAGAUGAUACGACAAAGGCAGCAGUUCAUAAAGUGAUUGAUGUAAAAAAUGACCAUAUAACUAUCUGUAGACCAACUGGAAAGAAAACAAUGACCACUGGAUAUAUUGAAAAUGUAUCACACACAGGAAAAGAUGCUGCUAAGGCAUAUGAGUAUAAGCUACAAUCGUUGGCAAUAUUAGCUGAUACUUCACUUGAUGAUAUAAAACAACACAUAGAUUUUUGGAUGACUGACCGGGCUGCUGAUUGUUCUAAAAUGCUUGAGUGUAUGGAGGUUCAAUCUGAUAAAAUUCUUAAAUGUUGUGCUCAUGUCAUUUUAGGAGUAGAUAGUGCGAUUGAUAAAGUGUUUAGAGAUUGA
This is a messenger RNA of Lottia gigantea (owl limpet), 975 nucleotides long. RefSeq lists its product as hypothetical. The transcript has 2 exons. Lineage: Eukaryota; Metazoa; Mollusca; Gastropoda; Lottiidae. The coding region runs from base 1 to 975 and encodes 324 amino acids. The record is from RefSeq and is a predicted model, not a curated record.